AUGUCAGCCGAUGUGAUCAUGGCAAACGGAAACAUGGAAGAUAUCAACAAUAAAAGCGAAUCAUGUGUUUGCCCAGCACGAUUCGCCGGAACCCACUGUGAUCGUUGCUCCCAAAAAGGACCUAAAAUCAGACCAUAUCCAGAAUGCAAUAUUGAUAUCACAAAAAGUAAAGCAAAACAACAACGACAAGAAACAGAAACACAGUUCCGAUUGCGACUAACAAUUAUGGCAGCCACAAGCUUUUUACUUUUGUUUCUGGUAAUAACAAUGAUUUUCUUUCAUCGACGAAGAAUUUACAAGAGACAACGUUCAGGGAGGGAAAAUCUUCGGCAGCGUGAAUAUGAAAUCCGGAAAACAAUCCUUGAAAAAGCUGCACGGACUACAGAAUGUCUGAAUGUUGAGCCGAGGACGGAAUAUAUCGAAGAGGAAGACAGGAAUCGCAGAAAUUGCUGGAAUCAUAUUAAAACGAAUAGAAGAUUAUCAUACUUUCUAUAG
This is a messenger RNA of Acanthocheilonema viteae, 495 nucleotides long. The record is from the annotation of a GenBank genome assembly. Lineage: Eukaryota; Metazoa; Nematoda; Chromadorea; Rhabditida; Onchocercidae.